Molecule: messenger RNA, 1527 nt
Organism: Mus pahari (shrew mouse)
Lineage: Eukaryota; Metazoa; Chordata; Mammalia; Rodentia; Muridae
Product: vomeronasal type-2 receptor 116-like
Exons: 4
Biological process (GO): G protein-coupled receptor signaling pathway
Cellular component (GO): membrane
Molecular function (GO): G protein-coupled receptor activity
Source: RefSeq, a predicted model, not a curated record
AUGUUCACUUUAUUUUUACUCCUCUUGAUCCAGAACAUUCCACUUCUUGUGGCUGAUUUUAUUUAUCCCAGGUGCUUUUGGAGAAUAAAACGGAAUAAAGACAAGGAUGGAAAUCUGGGAUCAGGUUGUAGCUUCUUUAUUCAAGCAGUACCAUGGCCCAUGGAGAAAGAGAUUUUCAGUUCUGUUUUGGAAACACAAACACACACUGAAAAUCACAAGCAUGCUCUGGCCUUGGCUUUUUCCAUAAAUGAAGUCAACAGGAACUCUGAUCUUUUGCCAAAUAUGUCUCUAAUAUUUACAUUCUCAGCACAUAUUUGUGAUUGGGAACCCCAAGUAAAAAGUCUCAUUUAUUUGAGUUUACAAAAUCAUGACAUUUUCCCUAAUUAUGUCUGUAAUGAUGACAUGUGUGCAGUGGCACUUACAGGACUAAACUGGGCAACAACUCUGACACUUUAUAUAAUCUUAAACAACUUCAUAUCUCAUCAGUUCCUUCAUCUUACUUAUGGACCCUUUCAUCCUGCCCUGAGUGAUCAUGAAGAAUUUCCCUAUCUAUAUCAGAUGGNCUCUGAGGAUACAUCUCUAGCCCUUGCCAUGGUCUCCUUCAUAAUUCAUUUCAGUUGGAACUGGGUAGGGUUGGCCAUCUCAGACAAUGAUAAAGGUAUCCAAUUUNUUUCCUAUUUGAGAAGAGAGAUGGAAAAAAAUACAGUCUGCUUUGCUUUUGUCAGCAUGAUUCCAGUCAAUAUGCAUUUAUACAUAACAAGAGCUGAAGAGUAUUACAACCAAAUCAUGAUAUCUUCUACAAAUGUUGUUAUCUUAUAUGGUGACACAGACAGUACUUUAGCUGUGAGCUUUAGAAUGUGGGAAUCUCUAGAUAUAAAGAGAAUAUGGGUCACCACCUCACAGUGGGAUAUUGCUAUUAGUUUGAAAGACUUCACAUUUGAUAACUUGUAUGGGGCAUUUGCUUUUGAACACCACCAUGGUGAGAUUUCUGGUUUUAAAAAUUUUGUCCAAACAUUGAACCUGUUAAAGUAUUCAGAUGAAUAUCUGGUAAAGCUGGAAUGGAUGUACUUUGACUGUGAAGUCUCAGCACCUAAAUGUAAGACACUGAAGACCUGCUCAUCGAAUCACUCAUUGGAAUGGUUAAUGGUACAUACAUUUGACAUGACCUUUACUGAAAGAAGUUAUGCCAUAUACAAUGCUGUGUAUGCUGUUGCCCAUGCACUCCAUGAGCUGACUUUUCAAAAAUUGGAUAAUAUGCCCACUGACAAUGGGAGAGAACAAAAUUAUAUCUGCAACAAGCUGGGUUCCUUUCUGAGAAAGAUCCACUUCACAAAUCCUGUUGGGGACAAAGUGAAUAUGAACCAAAGAAACAAGCUGCAGGAAAAUUAUGACAUUUUCUACGUUUGGAAUUUUCCACAGGAACUUGGACUUAAAGUGAAAAUAGGAAUAUUUAUUCCCUCUUUUAUAAAUGGUCAACAGCUACACUUGUCUGACGAUAUGAUAGAGUGGGCAAGAGGAAGUAUACAG